This is a messenger RNA of Plasmodium coatneyi, 2391 nucleotides long. RefSeq lists its product as uncharacterized. The coding region runs from base 1 to 2391 and encodes 796 amino acids. The record is from RefSeq and is a predicted model, not a curated record. The transcript has 3 exons. Lineage: Eukaryota; Apicomplexa; Aconoidasida; Haemosporida; Plasmodiidae.
AUGUCUCGUAAAAGGGUUUUUCUUUUGUGCAUUUUUCUGGCUAUUUCUGCAAUUGUUGACGAAGCCGAGUCGUUCAGGAAGCCAAACGCGGCAACGAAUGUCUCCUUCCUGGAGUUCACAGAAGAUGGUCACGCUGAAGAGGGACAGGCGGGGGACCACCCGCAGGGGCAGCCAAGUGAACCCAUUGUUAACACCCAGCCGUUGCAGGAAAAUGUAAGUGAAGCCCCUAACCAUUCGGAGGAGUCAACUGGUGGAAGCAGUCAGAACGGAAAUGACGGUAGUCACGUGGAACACGCACAGGAGGGAGGCCAUGGGGAAAACCCCCACGAAGGUCAACACGACAAAGGGAGCAACGGAAACGACGCAAAUGUCAGCGCAAGCGUCAGCACAAGCAACGGCGGUAAUGCAAAGGUUGACGGAACGGCGGGUGGACACGCGGAAGAAGCGCCAAACGAGCAUGCCGUCGGGAAUGUGAGUAUCGAGAAGAACGACGCACACAGUGAGAGUACCACCGCAGGCGCUAAUUCGCAUAAGGAGGAGCAGGACUUGUAUACAUACACCCCUUCAGAUAAAGAAGAAAACAGCUCCCCUGCCAUGACUAAUAUGCACAACACGGUAGACCUGAAAGGAGGAAACGCCUCUGAAUCGGCAACCCCAAGUGGAGACAAAGCGUCUGAACAGAAUGUGCCCCACGAAGUGGCAGUUAAAAAUGGUGAGGACAGUUCGCAGGGGCCUUCCAACGUGGUAGCACUGCCUAACUCGCAUGGGGGGCAUCCUCCACAUGAGGAACAUGCAGAUCAUGGGGAGCAUGCACAACAUGGGCAACACACUGAACAUGCUGAACAUGCACAACAUGAACAGCACGACCAACAUGGACAACAAGCACAACAUGGCGAACAUACGGAACAUGCAGAACACACCAAACAUGGAGAGAAUGAAGAGCAUACACAACAUGUAGAACAUGGCGAGCACGCUGAAGAGGGGGAGAACCAAAUAUACGGGACGAUCCACCCCGAGGUGGAAGCCUCCAUUCUGUCCUCGCUGAAGGAGAAGGGCAUCCACGUGUCCAGCAUAGAAAGAGUAAUCCUAGAAAUCGUCGAAAGCGCCAAGGAAGGAGUGAAAGGAUUAUUAAAGCUACGAACAAGCAAAGACGCAGGCAAGUUACUACAAGAAGCUAUAGAAAAACUAAAAAUAAAUCCAAGACAUCUACACAUGAACAAUAAUUUCAUUACCCUAGAAAUGUAUGAUAGGAUCCUCUCGGAAAUUUUUAAAAUAUUAACAGAAAUGUCAUUCUAUAAGGAUGGUCAUUUUUAUGAAACGUUGGGUUUAAACAAAUCUCUACUAAACCAAUCGCUAAAGGAAAUUAAGAUAAAAAUGCUGAGGACCAUUGGAGUGCCCUAUACAAAGCUACCCCCCAUUGUUAAGAACAAAAAGAAAGGAGACAUGUGUGCAGUUAAGAAUCUCAUCAUUAGUAUUACAUCAAAGGAGUUAGCUCAACGAAUGGCUAUCAUGUUUUCAAAAUGGCUAGCUCCUGAUGAAUACGGAUCUGUGGUCGACUUGGAUAAAAGCAUAGAAUUAAAUGUCCUCUGCUCAGGGGCACCUAUCCUAGUGCAACAGUGGAAGUAUUACCAAAAUAUGUUAGGAUUCGAAGUGGGGAAUGAACAUGCCUUCUUAAACUUAAUAGAUGAGUUGCUAGUCAUUGAUAAGAGACAUAGUAACAAUGAUGACUAUUCUAAAGUUCUGAAGAAAAUAAAAAAAUCCAAAGCUUUUAAUUAUUGUACAAAAAUUAUGAGAAUUGCAGGAAAUAUUUCUUCCAUUCCAUUUAAUCAUGAAAACAAUAAAACGCCCAGUUAUUCGAUCGUUGGGUCGUUAGGUAACCUGGUGAAGGCUCACAUGGGGAAUUACUACACUGCAAUUGCUAACAGAAUAAACUCCUAUUUUGCCUAUGCUGAGAAGAGGAACAAAAAAAACAGUUCUUUAAAAGUUACUUCCGUCUGCACGCUCCUUCAUUUGACCGACAUGCUUUUCUACUGCUCUGAUGAGCACCUAAAGAAUAUUUUGGACCUCAACACCUUGAAGCUCAACAUUCUGAACAUGCAGGGCAAGCGUGUGCUGCAGCCCCUCGUCAAGAUGAACUUCCUCAGCGAGACGAAUAACGGCGCUCUCAAGGAGAUCUGCGAGCCCAGCAACCGCCUUGUGGACGAGACCCUGUCGAAGCUGCUCAACCUGCUCUCAACCGGUUCGCACGAAUUACUCGCAGCUGAGGUGGAAAAGCGAGGCUUCGACGAGGACUACAUCCAGGAGGAAAUCAAAAAUAUAAACGAAAGCGACAACAACAUUCGGGACAAGGGCGAAGACGAAGUGGAAAAUCUCAUUUUUGAAGAUUUGUGA